UUUGCGGCAGUCAACCGACGAACCGGUGCCGAGCGCGAAAAACACAGCUACGCGCACCGCGUUCCGAAAAAACACCUUUUCCCAUCAACCAAUUCGAAAAAUACAGUUUACGUGGUCAAAAUUGGGUUGAUUAAGCCGGUUCGAACCGCUUCCGAGGCGAUUUUGGCUGCUGGGAACUUUUUAUUCCAGCAUCACAUGCCCCAGCAGGGGAGGGCGUAGAUUGAGCCGCAAGAGCCGUACCGAGCCGCACCGAGCCGCAACGAGCCGUACGGCUGCCACCAGAUGAUCGGCUCAUUUUGGAACCUGUGCCGCGCGUGCCCUUCCAUGCCUGUGGAUAAGCUGCACUCCGAGUACCGCAGCACAUACCGAUGGCACGAGCACAAAGAGCAGCAGCAGGGCGUGGUCAGGCAGCCCGCGCCCACGCCGCCCUCCGCGCUGCCCAUCGCACGGGGAGCAAUAGAACCGGCGAUGCCGCGGCGGAAGAAGUACCCAGGCGUGGCGUACAAGACGAACGACCUGUUCGACCCGGCGCCCGCAGACGACAUCCGCGCCUUCGAGCGCGCCCGGAGUGCUCAGAGGAACGACUCAGAGCGCGCGGGCCGGCGCAGCAAGUCGGAAGGCCCUCGUCAGCCGCGGUGGACCGACACCGUGGAGCCAAAGGCCACCACAGCGCUAGGUGAAGUGCUAGCAGCGAAGGAGCCCGAGGUGACGGUCAGCACGGAGUACCGGAACCAGUUCGCGUGGCCCAAGGACGAGACGGUGCCCAGGAAGAGCAUCUCCAUGGGCGCGCUGAAGAAAGCCGCCGUAGCCGAAGGGUCAGUAGAAGCUGAACCCCUCAUGAACCACGUGGACGGCGACCACGACGACGGGCCCAAGAAGUACAUCGAAGACUACCUCUGGAACGGACAAAAACCCGGGGUCCAAAGAAAAUCGACGUUCCGUAGCGCGCUAUCGGCCCUCAUAUACAACGGGGAGGAUCGUUCCAAAGAUAAUAGGAAACGUUACAAAAGCGAGUACAAAAAGAAAUUUAGACCGUUCUCUCAGUACGUGUACGAGGCGUCUAAAGGGACGUUUACCAAAUGCAGGGGGAAAGGGAAAGCGAUAGAGGAGGCGAGCGAGCGCCUGGUGGGGGAUGCGGGGCGCGCGGGGGACGCGGUAGACGGGGCGGGGGCGGGCGCGGGCGCGGGAGCGGGAGCGGGCGCGGGGGAGGACACGGCCAGCACGCUGCGCGCGGCCGGCCUGCAGCCGCUCGGGCUCGCGCAGGGCGACUCCUGGUACCGCGAGGUGCUGGAUCUGCGCAAGCGCGCCGGCGAGUACAAGUAUCGCGGCUGGGGGACUGAACUAGCUCCUGAACACAUCACCCAGCUUUACAAUAAACAGAUCGAACUGUGGUACCAAGUGUCCCGCCGAUCCUCGCUGUCAGCCCUUUCACUCGCUUCCACCAAUCACAAGGCUUUGCCUCGAGAUGAAAAAGAUGGGAAGGAAUCUAGGAAUCUUUCGCCAAAGAAGUUCAGAUCGUUCCGCUCGGCACCGCACCAGUCCAUCCACGCCAAGCUUCAGGAGACGAAGGCUUUAGAACGGUCUCCACAUAAGACCUCUCCUCAGAAGCAAAGGAAGAAGUUGCAAGGCUACAGCUUCGAUGAAGGUGUUACCCAAGAUGGGCCCAGAAUCGAUACAGUGUUCCGCUCCCCGCGCCGCCGGCCCCGCUCCGCAGACCCCGCCCCAGUGCCCAGCGUCCGGCACAUGCCGAAUGGGCACGAGGCGCGUCCCGCUAAACCAACCGGUUUGCCGUUAAGUAGGGGGAGUAGUAGUAGAGUUAGGCCGUCAUCCCGAGGGGGCAGAUCACCCUCGGCGCCGAGCAAAACCGGGGCAGUAAACGGGUCAAUUGUUAAUGGGGAUAUUGGGGCCACGGGGACAUUGACAUCACCAGAGCAGGGCCGGCGCAGUCGCAGCGUAACAAAAGUGGGCAUAAAAUUGGAUGACGAUAUACCGGCUCACCGUAGCGCUUCCGUCGCCAAAGACCACUUUUUCGAUGACUCGCCAAUCGUAAAAUCUCCCCCGGAACCGACCCGGGUGAAGUCCCCGGAGCAACUGAAUAUGCGGUCACCUGACCCGGUCAACUGGACCGUUCCCCUGGACACCGGGAAGACGUUCACGGUGACCCAGAACGUGAAAAGUGAUGAGAGCAUUAAGCGCCCUAGCUCUGACUUUAAGAGUUCGUCGGUGGCCGAAGAAGUGAAGCCGGCAGAAAUCGCACCAAUCCAUCACCAACAGAUGUCGCCAAUACGCUCGCUCAAAAAGAGCGAAUCUCCAACAAGCCUGAGCAAGCGCACGGAUAAGACCCCCACCACUCCUAUCAGCCUUACCCCUAUCGACGAAACGAAGGCUCUGGACAUGAACAAUAUUAAUGGAAUUAACGGAAUUAACAGCAACCAGCUGACUCCUGAAACGCCAAUAGAGAUAAAAGAGAUAAAAGACAUUAAAGACAUGCAGGAAAAAGAGAUGGAAGUUGUUAAAAAAUCUACAGAAGCGACCCAAGUAGCGCCGGGGGUCGUGGACACGACUGUAGUCAAUGAGACCCCCACAGGGGGGCUGACUGCAGCCGAGGUCCUCGACAGGGCUCGCACGAGGUUCGAUAAGUUUUGGGGCAAAAAGGAAGAUGAUGUUUAGUCAAUUUCCAAAGAAACUAUAAAUUGUGACAAUUUAGCAAUUUAAAAAUCAGUUCCUAAAAAUUUUUGGCUAAUGUAUUGGCGUAGCUAGGAUCCCACCUGGUACCAACAAUCGCAAACUCUAAAACGUCUUUAUAUGGCAGUUUAAAAGACCACAAUGUUAAUUCAUUUAAAAAUUAUUUAAAACAUUUCCGCUGUAGUUUUCUAUCAUCCUCUUUACGCUUUAUCUGUCUUCUUCUCUUCUUUUAUUCACUCGAUACAAGUCCGUCGUUGUCCCUGCAAGAAAUUCCUAGAUGCGCCAAUCUUAGUAAAUAAUAAUAGAAACGUAAUGAAAUCGUAGUUACUUUAAUUGCGACAUAAACAAGGCCUUGACUUUUAUUAAUUAAUAUCUAUGAUAUUGACAAUUUGAAUAUUUUAAAAGUUAAACGUUUAGUCAUUUUCAUCAUACUAGAUAUUUCUGUCAUAAUCGUCAUUUUUAUUUUAGAUGUAUUUGUAAAAUGACAAUCCAAGCGUGUUUGAGUAAGAACUGAAAGUUUUGUAACAUAAAAAGCCAAACAGACUUCCAAAAUUAGAUAGACAGUUUUUGUUAAAACAAAAUUAUAGUUAAGUUGAACACAAUUUCAAUGUCAGAUUAAUAAUGAUCAAAUGUCAUUCACAAUAAUAAUUUAUAAUGAUCAAAGUCACUGAUAAUACUUAAAUAAAAAGUAAUCAGAUGUCAUUGAUAAUAAUUAUUGAUAUUAAUGAUUGGGUGUCAUAGAUAAUAAUUAAUAAUGAUCAGAAGUCUAACGCAAAGGUGCGUUUUUUUAUAGAAAAAAGACAAGUUCGUAAUAUAAAAAAUAUAAACUGUCACAAUUUACAGUCAAACUGAGAACGGUAGAAAAAUCGAGCAGUGUUUAUAAAACUAGCUUUGCUUCAAACGACAAGAUAUAACGGUAAACUAGUAUUUAUUUGGUAAACUUCUCGACGAAUUAUGACAUAUAUCACUGUCUGUUAAGAGUGUGAUGGCUUGUGAUAUUAGUGAUGUCCUUGAACGGCUAGCUAGAAUAUUGUAUUGGUUACUAUUCAUACAUUGUAAUUUAUAUCUAUAAGAAUUUAAAUUUCGAAUACCGGUUCCUUUUAUAAACAAAAUGUGUAACUUCUAAUAUAAAUGUCUAAUAAUGUUGUAAUCUAUGACAAGGGCCCGCGUACACUACAUAAUUUUAGUCGAUUGAUAGUUGUAUUCAAUUAGAACCCUACUCGUUACUUAAAAUUAAAAAAGAAAUAACUAACUAACAGUCUGACCUGUCUCAUUGGUCCAGUGCCUGUUAGCCUUUGGUUUCGGAUCACAAGGUUCUGAGUUCGAAUCCUGGUUAGGGUGUGAAUUGAGUACCUACUGAGUCUUCUUUCUUUCAAGAAGUUCUCAAAAAACAUUUUCACACCUCUGUGCCUCAGAGAGCACGUUAAUCGCAGGCGUCCACAGAUCUGCAUCGUACGCAUCGCAUCAAACGGAUUUUAGUAUUAUUUGUAUAGAAAGUCAUACAAGUGCAACCACUGAUCCGCAUCUUAUGGAUCGCAUCGAACGGAUUUUAUCCACAGUAAAAUCUGAUAAUGAUUUUUUGAAAAAAUUGGUUAAUAGAUGACCAAGUUAUGAGGUAACAAACAUAAAAAAAACAUAACCCACAUCGGAGCAGUCUGGUGGGUAUAAUCUCUAUCCCCUCUAUGCUCCAUAUCGGCAGUGGCAUGUACUUCAUACAUGCAUUAAAAUACUGCAUACCUUAAGAGUUGUCUUCUUAGCCCUUAUAAAAUACAGAUUUUUCCAGUUUCCUUAAUUUUAUUACUAUUGCAUACCCUGAUCGACAACCUUAUGCAUCACAUUGCAUAUCACGCCCUUUUAAUGAUGAUGAUUAUCUCUAACAAUCAGUAGAACUAUCGACCGACUAAUUGUGUAGACAACGCGGGCUGUUGGUUAUUUUUAAAAGCUCAUUUUUCGAUGUUGCUCAUCGUAGACCCCCUAACAUGGCUCUGAAUUAUUUUCAAAAUGGAUUGAGGGCGUGCGAUAGCCAGACAUACCUAAUUUUAUGAAGGUUGAUAGUUUGUGAAAUUUUCUUUCUUUUUUCCUGACUGAAUGGCUCAUUGUGAUGUAACACAGAAUACAUAAGAGAAAAAAAAAUGUGUAAGUAAGUAAGUGUCGUAAUCUAUAUUGGGAUGGGACCUCAGCGGCGUUAACGGGAGUUUUGGGCGAAUGCAGAAGCAUCGCCUCAUGGGGCCCGAAGGCAGAUGUAGAAGUUGUGGGAGAAACGAAACUCUAAGAGCGUCUCCUCUGAGACUCAGACCUCGGCUUAAAGGGCCUUCUGGAAGGGUGUUUUGGCUUGAGUGUAUCAGUCCGGGCGCCAUCGAGAUCGUGGUUUAAAAAACCCACGUCCGGGUGACGUCAGAUAUCGGGGACCUCGUCUUCACCAUAGAAGAGCUGUAUUGCUUGAAUUGUGUUGCCUGGGAAGCAUUGUCGGUCGUUAUGUCAUCAUCAGGAUCAUAAAGGACGUUUUUCGGGCGUCUAGAUCUACAAUAGAGGUUGGGAUGGGUGCUCUCUCAAAAUGAGCUUUCGAGUUUGAUAGUUUACCAGCAGCUCUAUACCAUAGAUAUGUAAGGAUUUGGGCCCAUGAAGCCUGUUACCUCACAAAGUCAGGGCCCUAGCUUCUUAAUUGGGAAUUCUUGCCCAAAAAAAAGUGUGUGUCAGCCCGACGCACGAAUGGAGUUUACUCUUUCAGAUCAACUAUAAUAGGUGUAUGUUACCCCGCAGAAUUAUGUGCGGUGAAAGGUGCGCAGAAUAGGUUGCGCACAAAAAAUGUAACGCAGUCAUUCGUCCAUCGAAUUUUACUGACUAUAUGAAAAAAUCGAUUCUUAUGGAGUAAACUCCGAAAAAAUUCUGGCUUCAUAAAAUGAGGUCUGGCAAUCGCAGGUUCUCAGUCCAAAAUGUCUUUUUCUUUUGCUAUCAUCGAUAAUUUGACAGUUGAAAAGUUUUUCGGCGUGUCCCUGUCAAAAUCAGCUUUGUACCGUCUAUUUCUCCGUCCAUCAUGUAGUGAAACAUACCAUACACACUUCCGGAGCAGAUGUUAAUAAUUAUCAUUUUGAAUUAAUUUUAUCGAUUAUUUCACGUAUUAUUAACAAACAAUAAAAUAAGAUUCAAAAAUAGAACGACUCUUUGAAUAUAGUAACAGAGCAAAAAUAAUAAUCAUAGCAUUUAUUUUUUUAUACGCUACUAGUUUUACGUUCUAAAAUAUUGAAAAUUGACGGUUACUGUGAAACAUAAAAAAAGCAAAGUAUACUCGCGUAAUUGUAGUAAACCGUCCAAUGUAGUAUUUUUUUGCAAAUCUUUUUAAAAUUUAACUUAAUAAUAAUAAUGACAUACAAAAAUGAUAUUUUAUUUAAUAAUGUAUCACUUACUUAAAACAAAAGUGUUGUAUUUAAGAUAUUUUUUGACGAACUUCUGUUUUAUCUAUGCCUAUAAAAAUUCGAAUUUCAAUUUUGUGGCGGGAAUCUUGUAUAAGCUUGCUUAGUAUAAAAGUUAACAAUAAAAGUUAUUUAAUUAUAAAAAAUGGAAGUAAGUAGACAAUCCUGUCGUCUUUGUUUGUCCACGUCGAAAUUUACAGUAUCUUUAUUCAGUGAACACUCCCGAGAUAGUAAUAUGCUGGAAAAAAUAUUAGCAAUUUACAAUUUGAGAAUCAAAGAGUCAGAUUACUUGACGAAUAUUUGCUUCAACUGUGCGGCGGACGUAGAAAGAUUUCACAAUUCCAUAAACAUGGUAAAGGAGGCGCAAGGUAAGAUUUAUAAUAUGGAAAAACCUAGCCACAGGAGCCAACGUAUAGGCGAAAGUGUGAAACGGGUAACUUCGUCCUGUCGCGAGGCAGAGUAUAGUUUUUCGUUUCUCGACGUAUCUUUCAAUAUAGAGGACGAGAAACCGAUAAAAUCCAGUUCAAAAUCUUUGUUUUCCUACUUUUCAUCUCCUCACGUGAAUAAAAAUGAGAAUUACAUAUGGAAAACUCCGAAAACGCCCAAGACGUCGUUCAGUGGGGCGAACUGCCAUUUUGAAAAACCGAAACCAAUUCAAAAGAAAAAAAAUCACUCCAAAGACCUUUUCGAAUCACAAUCUCAAGAGGACGAUGACGAAGAUAUUAUGGAAAGAUUACGAAAAAGAUGUUUUGGUCGUUCGAAUGUUUUGUAGAUUUUUUUUUAAUUUCAUUGAUUUGUUUUUCUACUAUUUAAAUACUUAAUUAUUUAUAUUUCAAUGCAUUUGCUUGUAAAAUGGUUACCUUACGCAAUUGCUCCUGGCAUACACCGAGUACCUUAUACCUAGCUACGUAUAAGGUACCUACGUAAAACUAAAAUGUUGAACAUAAAUAUAUAGUAUAUGAAUAAUUACAUUCAAAAUACUCCUAAAGAUGAAUUUAUUUAUGCAUUCUACGUAUGUCAGAAGUAUUGGCGUGAGUUUUAUUUCGAAUUAGGUACGUGACACAAUUUGCUAUAAAAUAAAACAAAGCAUUUUACUAACAAAUGUAUUGAAAAUAACAUAAGUAAUAGUAAUUUUUAAUAAUUAAAGGCGCUAAGAAUUUUAUUACCUUUACUUUAUGUUAAAUAACUUUAUAUACGGUAAUAAAUUAUUGUGUGAUGAUUCAUGUUGUACCUACUGUAAUAUUACAAAGUAUACAGGAAGGUGCAUACUUAUAUUGGGUUUUGGUAAAAUAGAAAAAUUGUAAAAUAUUAAAAAAAAAGUUAUACGGACUUUAUUCGAACCCGCAUUCUACCUCUACCUUUUAGGCGAAGCUUUUCAAUAUCCGGUAAUAAAUUAACUACAAAAAACUCUAAGAGUAACUUGUGGACUACGGAACCCUAAAAACUAAGGAGGUUUAGACGAGUUCUAUUACUAUUUAUCAAAGUACUUUUCAAUUAUUAUACCAAAAUCUAAAUUAUAAGAUAUAAGUAAGUACCUACCUGAAAUAUACAAAGGUUUGAUUGCGACAAAUUCUCCAGGUAAUUCCGUAGAACAGGGUAUGUAUAUAGCGUUGAUUUAAGACUAGCGCACAUUUAGGCAGGCCGCCACCACGAAGGAUUUCGUUAAUUUAUUUCGUUAAUCAAUGAAAAUAAUGUCAAACUAUACGUAUAAACCUUUCUCUUGAAUCAGUUUACUAAUGAUGAAAAUUUAAAUCCGUUGCGUAGUAAAAAAAAUCUACCUAAGUGUAGGUAGAUAUGAUCUGUGGAAAGCUACAUAAUUUUAUUUAUAUCUACUUGUAUUAUAAAGCGGAAGAAUUGUUUAUUUAUAUUUAUGUACAACGCACGUGCUUGUUUGGUGGUUUACGCAACAACUUGUUUCUCUGGAACAACAAGCAACACAAAAUUAUUUUUAUAUCAUAAAGAACCAAAAAUUUUUUGAAGCUCCCAAAUUUUUUAAAUUAGUAAAAUGUAUAUAAUAUUUUUUCGUCAGCUGGCAACAUUCAGUAACCAAGGUGUAAAAAAAUUUCUCAUUUCAACAAUUAUUGGUGGUUCCAAAAAUUUAGAAAAUUAAUUUCGUAACGAUUUUUAUCGUCUAUCCGUAAAACUAUCAAACCACUUUAUUUAAGACCAAAUUUAGUACAUGUCCUUUGUAUGAAAGUAAAAAUAAUUUAAAUAAAUAGAUGCCUGCUGGUAUGCCUGUGUCGGUGCGGUCUGUCUAGUUUGCGUUUAGUUUUUCCAUUUCAGUGUUGUAAAAAUACGUAAUAGUUUUAUAAUAUAUCACACGCAUUGAUAAUAUAUGUUUGUUUAUAUUUUAAAAUAGAAGCUAUUAAGCGUAAAUAUUGUCUCUAUAAUAGAUUUAUUUCAAUAUAUUUCAUUGUGGAAUGAAUUUGGUUUUGUCUGGACACUUGUGAUUUGCGUUUGCGUUGCAUUUGCAUGCGUUUAGACUGUAAGGUCGAUGAAAAAUGUUUGUACUGCAAGACCGUUGAUUUCAGACGUGCGUCGGUUAAAAUGCGGUCACGUUUGCGUUAUGCGUUCAGUAUAAAGUAUUAAAAUAUUUAAAUAACCCUUUUCUUUUAAUAAAUAUUUUUUAAAUAAUUAUUUGUUUUGCCAAUGAUAACAAUGCCCCUCCUCCAAUCUGCAUUUGAGCAACGUCGUGAGUCUAAACAGUAAGCUCCAUAUAUAAAUAUAUAAAUUCCUUUGUCAAUUUCUAUAAAUGGUUCAAACUGUAAUUCUGCUGCCUUGCAGUUCAAAUACAAUUCAAUUGAAAAUUCAUAGUUAAGUUAAAAAUUAUAUUAUUGUGUGUGUUCUAAAUAAAUAUAAAAAUAAUAUACGUUCAUGUUGUAACUAUUGAAUUAAAAUAUCUCAUAGGAGAUUCCUAAGUACCUAACUUGUGGUUAUUCAAUAAGAUUAAAUUAUUUAAUUAAAAUAUAUAAGUUUUAUUAAAACUUUAAUUAAUUUAAUAUUAAAUAUGAAACGUAAAACAAAUGUUGAUGUAUACUUCGUAAAUGCGAGUUGAUAAUUUAAAAUUCUCAAUAAAAAAAAACUUAAGCGUGUUUGAAUUUUGAUUCACACGUAAAAAAAAUAUAAUUAAUUAUUGUCGUGUUAUUUAAUAAAGACUAAGGGGUCCCGUGUUUAUUUGAGGACCCUAAAAUUAACGAAAUAUACCCAUUGGUUAUUUAAAAAAAAACGAUUGUUAUAAGUUCCUAAUAAUAAAGUCAGAUUUUUCCGCACAAAUGACAAUGUUUAUUGAUUUUUUGACCCUCGAGAUGUUAGAAAUAGACUCCAUAGCGUAAAGAAUUAGCUUUGCUACUGGUUUUUAGCGUGAUUGACUUUUCAGUUGUAAGAUCACAUGGACACCUCGAAUAAAAUGUAAAAAAUGAA
Molecule: messenger RNA, 9515 nt
Organism: Bicyclus anynana (squinting bush brown)
Lineage: Eukaryota; Metazoa; Arthropoda; Insecta; Lepidoptera; Nymphalidae
Exons: 15
Coding region: 283-2670 (795 amino acids)
Biological process (GO): negative regulation of centriole replication
Molecular function (GO): microtubule binding
Source: RefSeq, a predicted model, not a curated record